Messenger RNA from Dufourea novaeangliae, 2667 nucleotides. RefSeq lists its product as uncharacterized. Bases 1 to 2667 code for a protein of 888 amino acids. The transcript has 3 exons. NCBI's taxonomy places the organism in Eukaryota, Metazoa, Arthropoda, Insecta, Hymenoptera, Halictidae. The record is from RefSeq and is a predicted model, not a curated record.
AUGAGUGCGCUACAGCAAAUGCUCACGAGGCAGAAAUGCGCCAUGCGCUCCAUCGAGCGCAGCCUAACCAAUUUCAAAAAAUUGGGGAAGGAAAAAAUGACCGCAGCCGUAACGACCAAUCGAAGAAGUCAGCUGGAAAAGGCAUUCGACGAGUGCAAAACCAUUAACGUCGAAUUGCACGUUCUCGCGGACGACAAGGAGAAGGCCACGAUCCCGUACUUUGCCGAGGACCACUUCGACGAUUGCGAAACCAUCUUCCACGAAACCAUGGAUUUCAUGGCGGAUUGGCUCGCUGGGCUUACCAAGUCGUCACCGAUGCUCAACAACGGCGAAACGACGACACCGUCAAGGACGAGCAGCCAUCUUCCCAGCCUACAAUUGCCGACAUUCGACGGAGCGCUCGAGCAGUGGGAGAAUUUGAAUCUCGCCGACGACCAGCCCAUGAGUUCGGAUCCAAUAGAUCUUUUGAUUGGAGCUGACUUGUAUGGGCAGUUGCUCACAGGGGAAAUUCGGAGACGAGCUGUCAACGAACCUGUGGCACAAUCCACGAGGCUAGGUUGGAUCCUCUCAGGUCCCAUCCACCAAUCCAAAAUUCCGUCGCGAGUCGAAGUGCACCAUAACGCGGUUUUCGAGCGUCUCGACGAAAGCAUCCGCAAGUUCUGGGAAGUUGAAACAAUCCCGGUUCAGUCCGUGUUGUCGCCCGCGGAAGAGAAGUGCGAAAGGCAUUUUCGGACGACGCACUCGCGAGCGGAAAACGGAGAGUCCCGAUCCGCCGCCGAGAAUUGCCUCCUUCACUUAGAAAACCGAUUUCGUCGCGAUCCGGAGCUAGCAUCCGAAUACAACAUUUUCAUGCAAGACUACGAAUUGCUCGGGCAUAUGAGGAGAGUCGAGGCUAACGCGACCACCGGUGGGAGUUAUUAUAUCCCCCACCACGCCGUAUUUCGUACCGCAAGCAAAACCUCUUGCCUGCGAGUCGUGUUCAACGCGUCGCGAAAAACCACAAAUGGGCAGUCUUUGAACCAUUUGUUGAUGAGCGGUCCAAAGCUGCAACAGGAUCUGACGAGCAUUUUUAUGCGAUGGAGGCAGUACAAAUACGUGUACACCGCCGACAUCGCCAAGAUGUACCGCCAGAUCCUGAUCAGCGAGGCUGACGUGGAUUACCAAAGAAUUUUGUGGCGAAAUACCCCCGCGGACCCGAUCUCGGAGUAUCAACUCUUGACCGUGACUUAUGGCACGACGUCAGCACCAUUCCAGGCAAUUCGAGUCCUUCAACAGCUCGCUCACGACGACGGAAAACUGUUUCCCCUCGCGAUCCCCAUCAUCAAAAAUCAGACGUACGUCGACGACUGCCUAUUCGGAGCUGAUGAUCCGAAUCAGCUCCGCGAGUCCCGCGAUCAGUUAGUCGAUUUAUUAAAAAAGGGCGGAUUUCACCUCCGAAAAUGGGCCAGUAACGACCCCGCGCUAUUGAGCGAUAUUGACCCUUCAGACCAUGGCCUAGCCAGUGGUCAAGCCAUUCCAACGGACGAGAAUUUGUCCAUACUCGGAAUAUCCUGGAAUCCAAUCACGGAUACUUUCCAAAUUAAAGCAAACGCGAUUAGUGAUCCACCGCGAACCAAACGAGCCAUUCUGUCUGAAAUCGCAAAACUGUUCGAUCCGUUGGGCUGGAUCGUGCCCGUCAUCGUCACCGCGAAAAUUUUAAUGCAACAAUUAUGGCAAUCGCGUUGCGAUUGGGACGAUAAUGCACCGGCCGCGAUACUGAACCAUUGGAUCACCUAUUGGGAUCAACUACCGCGCGUAAGCGAGCUGUCGAUUCCACGACUAGUCGUUUCGGGCCUGACUCACCGUCGGGAGUUGCACGGAUUCUCAGACGCCUCCGCAAAAGCAUACUCCGCGGUAGUAUACCAAAGAAGUAUCGCCUACGAUGGACAAAUCCAAAUCGCUAUCCUCGCGGCGAAAACACGAGUAGCACCACUCAAAACUAUCUCGAUUCCGCGAUUGGAAUUGUCAGCAGCUUUGCUGCUUGCCGAACUCGUUAAAUAUAUUCGACAUUCCACUCCGCGCUACGAAUACGAUGUCUUCUGCUGGACUGACUCAAGCAUCACACUAUGGUGGUUGAGCAAAUCGCCGAAUCAGCUGAAGACAUUCGUCGCUAACCGGGUUGCAAAAAUCCAGGACACAUUACCCGAUGUUACCUGGUGCCAUGUUUCAACCGACCAGAAUCCCGCCGAUUGCGCGUCCCGCGGCCUCCUCCCAGCGGAAUUAGAGAACCACCGAUUAUGGUGGACCGGUCCACAGUGGCUUCGCGAAACAAAGCACACGUGGCCCACUACAACUCCUGUAGUUCCCCCUGACAUUUGUCGCGAGGAGCGAACAAAUUUGCAAAUAUGCGUGGUCACGACCGCAAAACCAUGGGAAUUAGCAAACCGCCAUUCGUCGUGGCCGAAGCUCCUUCGCGUAACCGCGUACGUAAUGCGAUUCGUCGCAGCCGUCCGAAAAAUCAAACGAGUGCACUCGACUCACCGAGAUUCUUCGGAAAUAUCCCCGCUCGUCCUGCAUCCAGAGGAAAUCGCGCAAGCCAAACUCUUCUGGCUCAGGACAAUGCAGGCCGAGACCUUCCCCUCCGAAGUAUCCCAGCUCAAAAAAAAACCUACCACUGCCAAAACAUAG